AUGUUCAGCUUGAUGGGAGGUGGGCUGCUGUGUGCAGUUUCUGGCCUCAUCCUCCUCAUAGUUGCCACGGCGACGGACUUCUGGAUGCAGUACCGCUACUCAGGCAACCUAAGCAACCAAGGCCUCUGGCGGUUCUGCGUGGGAAGCAAAUGCCAUCCACAUACCAUCACCCUUGCCUUCUGGGAUGCCACUCGGGCAUUCAUGCUUCUCUCUAUCCUCUCCUCCUUGGCUGGGAUCACCUUGGGGCUGACUGCCUACUCCAGCAAUGCCCGGUCCACGCGCACUCGCGCAGCAGGAAUCACGCUGUUGAUUGCAGGCCUCUUUGCCUUGCUGGGUGUAUCAGUCUAUACGGGAGUGACAGUGAAUUUCUAUGGAAAACGCUAUCCUGACUGGCGUUUCUCCUGGUCCUACAUUUUGGGUUGGAUCGCAGUCAUCCUUACCAUCUCAGCAGGUGUGUUCCACAUUUGCGCUGUCCCCAGGAAUUCAUCUCCUGAUGGCUCCAACGUGGCAAGUGGUUGA
Messenger RNA from Eublepharis macularius, 519 nucleotides. RefSeq names its product lens fiber membrane intrinsic protein-like. The transcript is spliced from 4 exons. The record is from RefSeq and is a predicted model, not a curated record. The coding region runs from base 1 to 519 and encodes 172 amino acids. Gene Ontology annotation, cellular component: plasma membrane. Gene Ontology annotation, molecular function: structural constituent of eye lens. Lineage: Eukaryota; Metazoa; Chordata; Lepidosauria; Squamata; Eublepharidae.